AUGUCGAUUUCUCAGAUUGUAAAACAGAUUGAGAAUUCCGACGGAUAUUCACUUUCUAAGUAUUUUAAGAUCGAAUACUUGAUAAAUGAAAAGGAAACAUGCGAAUCUAUUGCAAAAAAUUUAAAUUCAUUAAAAAAUAGUCCUCCAUGGAAAGAAAUCUUUUCACCAUUGCUUAAAAUCUGCAAAACUACUUCAUCGCAAGAGCAAUAUUCUCUUUUUGAUCAAGCAUCAAUGUUAUUUGUUAAAUCAAUGUCAAAAUUCGAGAACCAGCUUAAAGUUCCUAUUUUCAAAUCGAUUGUUUUAUCAUACAAAUAUCUUUCCGCUAAUGAACUUGAAUCUAGUGUUCAAAAAUUAAGAUAUUUACUCAGUGAAGCAGCAAAAAUUCGAAAUUGCAAUGCAGUAGAUGGAUCCCCAUUACUCGCAUUAGUUAACUGUUUACUUUCUAUCUUCAUUUCAUUGAAUGAUUAUAAUCAAGCCUACAAAGUUUUCGAAACAAAUGUUGAUAACAUUUCUCUACUUGAAGAAUCCAAUGUUUUUACUGUUUCAGAACGCGCACAAUUUGAUUUCAAUGCAGGAAAGAUCAAUGCUGUCUUUGGAUACACACAAACAGCCUUAAAAUUUUUAAAUGAAGCUUUACGACUUACACCUUUAUCUUGUAUGUCAGAUAGAAGACUUAUCCUUACUGUUUUGAUUCCUGUACAAUUGUCCUUUGGAAUGAUUCCUUCAACAGAUUUAUUAAAUAAAUACGAACUCAAUGAUUUGUUCGGUCCAAUUGUUGAUUCAAUUAUAAAUGCUGAUGUAAGAGAAUUCAACCAAGCAUUUGAACAGAGGACAAUGAUCUUUAUUCGACUUGGAAUUUGGGAUGUAAUUUCGAAGGCCAAAUUAGUAGUUUAUCGUAGAAUACUGGAAGCUGUUUGUCCUCCUGGUACACAGAUACAAACUCUUGAAGCUUUUCAAAAGGCAAUUUGCGUAUUUGACAAUGUUUCUUUGGAUGAGGCCGAAUAUGUACUUGCUAACUUAAUUUCAAAUCACUACGUUUAUGCUUCUAUUUCUGAUAUCCAGAAAAAGUUUGUUCUCAAAAAAGAAGGCGCAUUUCCUCCAUUUCCUUUUGAGUAG
This is a messenger RNA of Trichomonas vaginalis G3, 1116 nucleotides long. RefSeq names its product posttranscriptional tethering of RNA polymerase II gene DNA protein. The record is from RefSeq and is a predicted model, not a curated record. The transcript has a single exon. Gene Ontology annotation, cellular component: transcription export complex 2. Gene Ontology annotation, molecular function: double-stranded DNA binding; RNA binding. Gene Ontology annotation, biological process: poly(A)+ mRNA export from nucleus; transcription elongation by RNA polymerase II; post-transcriptional tethering of RNA polymerase II gene DNA at nuclear periphery. The coding region runs from base 1 to 1116 and encodes 371 amino acids. Lineage: Eukaryota; Parabasalia; Trichomonadida; Trichomonadidae.